Chaetomium fimeti is the source of this 1459-nucleotide messenger RNA. RefSeq lists its product as uncharacterized. NCBI's taxonomy places the organism in Eukaryota, Fungi, Ascomycota, Sordariomycetes, Sordariales, Chaetomiaceae. Bases 375 to 1307 code for a protein of 310 amino acids. The transcript has 3 exons. The record is from RefSeq and is a predicted model, not a curated record.
GUUUAGCGCUCAACAACUGUGUCGUUUUGUCUUGUGUCAUGAUGCUGCGCCUCGUGUUUCUUGCCCAGAGAGGCCAACCCGGAUUCGGGUCGGGCUUGCGAUAUCGACGAAAGAGGCGGUUGAGGAGGCCUCGAGUGUGAAGAAGAUGGGAAAGUCGGCAAGUUAAACACAGGUAUAAAGACAUCGAGUUGUGACCUUGAAUGAACGAGAAGAAUAUUCAGCAAGCAGAGCUUCCUCGACUCAUCAGCCCCUUUCAGUUCACCACCACCGGUCUUCUACUUCGCUCUAGCCCUGGCGGCAUUCUGCUUAUAAUCUUCAACUUUCAGCACUCUCAACCCUGAACACAAACCCAACUACCCACCUACCUAGCCACCAUGCAUCCCUACGAGAUCCUCCUCCUCACCCUCCUCGCCACGCCCACCACCGCCCAUGGCGUAGUCACCCUCGUCCGCGGCGCCAACGGCGUCGAAAUGCCGGGUCUAUCCAUCGCCGACGGCACCCCGCGCGACUGCUCCACCAACCGGUGCGGCUCCCAGGCCGACACGGCCAUCAUCCGGGACCGCGAGAUGCGCUCGGGCGAGGUCGGCCCGCUCGGCCGCACCCAGGGCAACGGCCCCAUCGACGCCGCCACCAUGGUCGCCGCCUUCAUGGGCAGCGGCGCCGCGCCCCAGCAGGUCAAUGCGGCGAAUGCUUCUGUCGGGGUGGAGGAUGAUCUUGGUGGGUUGGGCCGUGGCGGAAACAGGGGGGGUAGGAAUGAUAAGAGGGAUGGUGGGGCGUGGGUGGUGGCGAGGCAGUUUUUGAAGGGGUUGUUUGGCGGUGGUGGUGGUGGUGGUAACCGGGGGACGGAUAGUGCGGUGGCGACGGAGAGUAAUGUGGCUGCUAUGGCCGGGCAGGGGGCGACGUCGGGCAUGCCGACCUGUGCGGAUGAUGGGACGAUCGAGAUGGUCUUUCAUCAGAUCAACCAGGACGGGGCCGGUCCCCUCGACGCCGCCAUCGAUGGCACCUCCGGCGGCACCGACCCGGAUGCGUUCCAGCGCGCCCAGGUGACGCAGGACGUCCCGGGCCUCGGGUUCCAGGGGCUGAGCCUGGCGACUAGCAAGGACUUUCCUCUUACCGUCCAGAUGCCUCAGGGCAUGACUUGCGAUGCCACGGUUGCCGGCGUGGACAACGUCUGCGUCGUGCGCGUUCGCAACGGGGCGGCGGCUGGGCCGUUCGGUGGCAGUGCUGCCUUCACCAUGAGCGCGGGUGCUCGGAAGCGGGCCGUGGCUUACCGCCUCAAGAAGAGGGCUCAGACCUUCAACGCUUAAGCGGUCAGCUGGUAUACAAGAGUCGUUGGGAUUACGAGAAAUGAGGGACGUGGCACAUAGAAGGUGACGGUCGGUAUCAUGAGGCUUUAGAUAUGUUUGGCAGGCGUGUUGUACAAUAGAUUUCGCGGAUUCUGUUACAAUUUGAUUCGCAG